AUGGACCACCUCCGAGGCUCCUCACCGACAAAGACCUCGCCUCCCGGCAAUGAGUCACCCGAGCAGCUGUUGGACGUCUUCAGAGCCGCCGCCCUCUCGGUCACAAAGCUCUACAAGACAUCGGCCGCCGCCCAGAACAAGGCCCGCACAGACGGCUACCAGGACUGCCUGGAGGACCUACUGGUCUUCCUCGAUAAGCACGACAUUGGCCUGAGCGAUGGAGAGGGCUGGCGGAUCCGCCGCUGGGCCACCGAGCGGUUCGACCGCGAGGGCGUGACCCAGUCCAUCGAGAGCGAGGACGAGGCCGACAAGAACGAGACAGUCUCGUCGCCAGAGAUCCACCGAUCCGACGGCACGCCACUCUCGACCGUCACCCAGCCCGAGCCCGAGAUGAGGACAGAUUCGGCCCCGCCGGCGCCUGUGCCUGAGCCCGCACCCAUCCAGUCAGCAGCCGAGGCCGCCUCGACGGCGCCGCCUCAGCCCAUCGUGGUUCCGACCCAGGACAACUUCACAUUCCAGUCGUCCAUGGCUUAUCCGCAAGAUACCGAUCUUAGUAUGGCCAACCUCGACCUUUCGGAUUCGCGCACAAACCAAAAUCUACCUCAUCGCCACACUUCUCACUCGUUUCGCCCGCGGGGCACAAAAAGCGUACCCCGGGCCCGAGCUUCCCACCUUGGUCGAGGUGCUGGGCAGAAGCGUAAGAUAAAUAUUGCCGAGAUCUUCGACCUGGGAAGCAUAGGAGGCAAGGACAUAUUCGGAGGUGGCAACGGAGGAGGGAAACGGUCUCGGCACACAUGA
Messenger RNA from Neoarthrinium moseri, 798 nucleotides. RefSeq lists its product as uncharacterized. The coding region runs from base 1 to 798 and encodes 265 amino acids. Lineage: Eukaryota; Fungi; Ascomycota; Sordariomycetes; Amphisphaeriales; Apiosporaceae. The record is from RefSeq and is a predicted model, not a curated record. The transcript has a single exon.